Molecule: messenger RNA, 1269 nt
Organism: Prorocentrum cordatum
Lineage: Eukaryota; Dinophyceae; Prorocentrales; Prorocentraceae
Source: the annotation of a GenBank genome assembly
AUGGUGGCGCUGGGAAGCCUGGCAGGAUCUUGUCCGUCAGAGCUCCCAGACUGCCACGGUGCACUGGCAGGCGACGGGCGUCGUGGAGAGCCACUACCGCCUCGGCAGGAGGGGGCAGUGCGACCUCUGCCACACGAAGGGCUUCACAGGCCCCAGCCGCUCCAAGAUCAUGGCGGUCUUCAGGGGCCUCGGGACGCCCGCGGCGCGGAACUCACAGACGACGUUCGCCGACAAGGAGAGCAGACAUUGAUCAUCCUCGACUGGGAUGACACCCUCUUCCCCUCUACGUUUGUUCGCAGCGACAUGCACCUCAAGCUCUCCAUGCCGCUCAGGGACCAGAAGCUGCCGGCGCCGGUCAAGAAGCAGGUGUUCAACAGCCUUCUGGAGUGCGCAGCAAAUGCAGAGAAGCUCUUACGCUUGUGCGCCUCGUAUGGGAAGGUGGUCAUUGUCACAUUGGCAAAGGGGCAGUGGGUCACAGACUCGUGCAAAUUCUUCUACCCGGGCAUCGGCGAUCUGCUGAAGAAGCUCGACGUAAAGAUAGUUUACGCCCAGGAUGGUGUCUCCAUCGAUCACGACCAGCUCACUGUCAUGGACGUGCAAAAUUUGGAGGCUUUCUGGGGCGGGAUCAAAGGCAAGGCUAUCAGCGAUGAGAUCAAGAACUUCUACUCCCGGUACGAGGGUCAGAGUUGGAAAAACAUAAUUUCGAUCGGCGAUUCGAACUUCGAGAAGAUCGGCACUAUGAAUGCUACUGCAGACUACAUGCGCGAGAAGGGCAUCGAGGUGCCGAGCGACCUCGCGAACAUCUCAACCGAGAGCGGCGGCGUCAGCUUUCGCCCGAGCGAGGCAGCGACCGUGGUGGUGAGGGAUCACGCCUUGCAUGUGAGGACGAAGGUCGCGAAGAUGCUCGACGAGCCCACCGUGGACGAGUUGCAGGUGGAGCUAGAGCUCAUGCGGCAGUGGCUCCCGCUGAUGGUGAAGCACGACGGCGGGUUCAGCAUGGACUUGGAUGGCCUCAAAGGCUGGGAGGACCGGAAGAGCCACCGCCAUCGAGCAGGCGCUGCGCGAGCCCCGGCCGGCAGGCGCCCCGGAGCGCGGGCCACCACGCCUGCUGGGCGCGCAGGGCCGCAGCGGUUCCACGACCAGCAGCUCCCCGAAGGCGGUCUCGCUGUGAGCGCGGAUUGCCGCUCUCGGGCACCCCGCUCUGGCUCAGUCCCUUGUCUUCGCCAGACCGCCGCCGCCGCUCUUUCACUUCCCCGCUCUCCAAGCUGA